Messenger RNA from Leishmania braziliensis MHOM/BR/75/M2904, 855 nucleotides. Its product is annotated as putative C-5 sterol desaturase. The record is from RefSeq and is a predicted model, not a curated record. The transcript has a single exon. Lineage: Eukaryota; Euglenozoa; Kinetoplastea; Trypanosomatida; Trypanosomatidae. Gene Ontology annotation, molecular function: oxidoreductase activity; iron ion binding. Gene Ontology annotation, biological process: lipid biosynthetic process. Bases 1 to 855 code for a protein of 284 amino acids.
AUGGCUCACUCACACACCAGUCUCCACGCCGUGGAGUCUCUCUACGCCAAGAUGGUCUCCCUCGACCUGGGAGCUCUGACGCGGGUGCAGAAGUACGGAGCCGAGGCCGCGUUUUUGGGCAUCAUCUUUGCGGGCUUCGGAGUGUACAAUCGUGUCGUCAUCCCUGCCAUCGCGGCAGUGGUAAAGGGGCGCAUCCCGGUGCGCGUGAAGCCGCUAGAGAAGCUGACGAUGAAGGACAAGUUGUACAUUGGUUUUGCCAAGGUGGUGACAGCUCUCUUCGUAUACCACAUGUGCCUGUUCAUCCGCAACACAGAGGUGAGCCGCAUGUCAGUCAACUUCCUGGACCGCCCUGCCGUGGUGCGGUCGCUGUUGUGGCUGCCGGUGCACCUGCCGGCACUCUUCAUUCUCUAUGACCUUUUCUACACAUUAUUUCACUGGGCCCUGCACUGGCCCCCCAUCUACCCCCUCAUCCACAAACACCACCACCGGCAGAUGUCUCCCUUCCGUGGCAACAGCGACGCCAUUAACGACAACCCUGUCGAGUACGUCUCCGGAGAGUAUCUUCACCUACUGGCGCUGUACCUGUUGACACGUAUGGCCCCGGUGGGCCAGGUGCACGCACUGACAGCCAUCCUCUUCAUCUUCAUUGGCGGCACCCUCGCUAGCCUGAACCAUACACGCUUAGACCUCCACAUUCCAUACAUCUUCAACGUGAAUGCACACGACUACCACCACCGACAGCCGCGCGUGAACUUUGGCCAGUACAUCAUGUUCUGGGACUGGGUGUUCGGCACCUUUCAGGCUGAAGGGCUGCCCUCGGAGAUGUCGGCGAGGAGCUGCAAGAAGGCAGUGUGA